UUUAUUGAUACAAAAGGUGUUUUCCGCGUCGAAUUUGAAUGUUGACAACAAAGAAGUCAAACAAGAACAGUGAUUCACGCACAGUACGAGAAUCUUGAGCAGUUUUAAAACCAGCUACAAUGAAUUCAUCAUCAGGCCGGUCAUUAAGGUCCGGACAAAGAAGAAGGCUGAAACAUUUGAGAUCAAGCUGUGUUAAGGGGCAGCUUGAAUUGAUCAGUUUAGAGCGGUCAAAUGACACAUAUUCCUCCAAUUACAGAAAAGAAUUUGGCAGAAAGAGCAAAAAUCUACAAAAGGAGAUAAGAAAAAACACAAAGGAGGUUAGCGUAACAAAACAAGACAAGCAGAAAAGUGGUAAACAGUUACCAAAUGAAUAUCAAGAAAUUGUUGGCAUCCCAUUAUUGAGAAGAAAAACUGAAAAAGCCAGUUUUGAUCAAACAUCAUCAAAUUCAUUUGCUAAAUGUAUGGCUGAAAAUAGGACAUUCGAAAAUGUAACCUCUGACUCAGGCACGGAAGAUGAAUAUCAUGAAGAACAUAAUAAAAUUGUUAAAAAUAAGCCUGUUGAAACAGCAGCUAAUAGAUUUGGUGUUUUAAAUUCAUGUCAAAAUAGUAUUCUGGAUCUCACAUGCAUUUUCUGUAAUAGAAUUUGCUCAACAUUUGGAAAUUUGAAAAGACAUAUGUUCACGCAUACUGGAGAAAGACCAUUUUCUUGCUCUCUAUGUGGGAAAGGAUUUAUCCGUAAAAAUCGCCUUUUUGAGCAUAUCAGCUCCGUUCAUCAAGGUCAGAGACCAUAUACAUGUGACAUUUGUAGCAAAGCCUUUGCAUUAAAGCAUAAUCUAGUGGCACAUAUGAACUACCACCUUCCUCAAGCCAGGCUCUCCUGUUGUUUGUGCGAGAAACAAUUCAAAUAUAGAGGCGAUCUGAGUAAACAUAUGAAAAGAAAACAUAACGAACCUGUUGAGUUUGGUAAAAACUGUGUCAUGCUUAAUGAUCAGUUUGACACUCCAAAGAUAGAAUCACAAACAGAAAAUGGUGAUACUGACAUGCCCCAGUCAUCAGAUUUUACUAAUGCUAGCGCUGAUGAUAAUGAGAAUAAGGAAAACUAUGUUGGUAAGGUAGCAUGUAAAAUUGAGUUGCCUGAUGAGGAUUAUGGUAUAAGCCGUGUUGUUGAAGAACCUGAACGCAAGAGCAAGAAGUUAUAUCAUUGCGACACGUGUGACAAACGCUUUGCAAAACGAUGUCAGUUAGAACGCCACUUGCUCACUCAUUCGGAGAACAAACCGUUUCAUUGUUCUCUUUGCGGCCGAGGCUUCAUCAGGAGAGACGCACUGAAGGUGCAUAUAUAUGCCCAGCAUACAGGAUAUAGACCAUACAGCUGCGAGGUUUGCUCGAAGACCUUUACGACUCAGUCGCACUAUAAAACCCAUGUGCUGUGUCAUGCUGCGGAAAGAACGUUUCUCUGUAAAUAUUGUAAUAAAGGUUUUAAGACUAACAGUAAUCUGUUAAAGCAUGUGAAAAGAAAUCACAAGUCUGAAAAAAGUUUGGCCAGAGUUACAGCCCCUGAAAGGAAACAUGUUUGUGUGGUGUGUAACAGAAGAUUUUUGUGUGAAGCAGAAUUAAAACAACAUGAAAAGCGGUGCAAUGGCAAGAGAUAUAUAUGUGUUGUUUGUAACAAAGAUUAUGUUGAGUUAAAAUCGUUUCAGCAGCACGAAGAACGGCACAGAAUGGAAACUGGAAAUGUUUACAAAUGUGUUAAAUGUGAGGCGGGGAUAAAAGGCUAUGAUAAUAUAAAGAAGCAUGCUAAAAUCUGUAACACUUAGUGCUGAUGAAAGGCAGCAUGGCUUUUAAACUAAAAGUACUUAAAGGAACUCAACUGAGGUGACCGUAGGCCUAAAACAUAAAAUUUGAAAACCUUUCAAAAAUCAAAUAAAGCACUAAAAAUGGAAAAAGACUGCAAAGGAUGAUAAAGAAUUAUACUCAGAACUAAUUUGAAAUUAAUUUUUAUGAGAUUUUUACCCAAAUUUGAGUUAAAAGCGUUGCAACACUUUUAGUUGUUGGGUCACUUUGCAUCAUAAAAGUGAUUGUUCUAGGAAAACGGGGCGAGGGAAAGGCCUGAAAUUUUGCACACAAGUUAUUGGUCCAGACCUUUGUUAGUUGGUACACAGAUCUUGGAAAGAUAUUUUAAGUCCUGUCAUGUAAAAAAACAGGGUGGAGUCCCUUUAAGCUUGACUAUUCAAUGAUUAAUUGUACUAUUCUUCUCACCCAGGUAUAAGUAUAGGUGCUGCAUGCCUCGUUAAUCAGUGAAGAUUACAUAUUCACUACGCUUUACAAAUUUGAUCUAGUUUGGAAUUAUGAUAACUAUCAUAAUUGAUAAUUACCUAAAAUUACUUGUCUGUCAUUCACUU
Ruditapes philippinarum (Manila clam) is the source of this 2402-nucleotide messenger RNA. RefSeq names its product zinc finger protein 41-like. The coding region runs from base 120 to 1817 and encodes 565 amino acids. The transcript has 2 exons. The record is from RefSeq and is a predicted model, not a curated record. Lineage: Eukaryota; Metazoa; Mollusca; Bivalvia; Venerida; Veneridae. Gene Ontology annotation, cellular component: nucleus.